Messenger RNA from Ixodes scapularis (black-legged tick), 885 nucleotides. RefSeq lists its product as uncharacterized. Gene Ontology annotation, molecular function: nucleic acid binding; RNA-DNA hybrid ribonuclease activity. The transcript has a single exon. Bases 1 to 885 code for a protein of 294 amino acids. The record is from RefSeq and is a predicted model, not a curated record. Lineage: Eukaryota; Metazoa; Arthropoda; Arachnida; Ixodida; Ixodidae.
AUGGGGACGUGGGCGGUUCCCCUGGAAGCCGAGACCCCGGAUGACGCAGAGGCACAGGCGGUCGUCGUGGCUGUGAAGCUCGCCUAUGCAGAAGCAGACAAGAAGAGACAAGACAGCGAGGACCGGAAAAAGCCGACAACGGUGAUGAUUUUCACCGACUCCCAAGAAGUGUUGAGGGCAUGCAAAGAAUAUCGUCUCGCGAGCCCGACGGUAGGACAGACCAUGAAGACAGCCAUCUGCACAAGCGAGCACCACGGAAUCCGCUUGCAGAUACGCUGGGUCCCGGGGCACUCGGGCGUGGAGGGAAAUGAGGCGGCCCACGUAGCUGCGAGAGAGCACAAGCGUUUUCUCCUCUCCAGCGCCAACGGCCCACUUAAACAGCGAGCAGCCGAAAUCAGUAACGGCUACCGCGAGUACAACCCAACUGCGUUGACGGCCAAGGCAAAGGCGAAGCUCAAGAAGGAGAUGAGUACCAGACUGCCCCAAGAACCGUACCUUGUCCUCACCCGAUGCCUCAGGAGGUACCAGACGGUGCUGCUGAGACGGGUGAUGACGGGUAGUGCGGUAACGCCAUAUUUUCUCAAGAAUUGGGCUGACGAAAUGAAAAAGCGAAAUGAUCCCGAGUAUGUUACGGAGGCCCCAAGCUGCAACCACUGCAAGAAACCUACCUGCCCUGACGUCGCACACCUUCUUUGGGAGUGUGAGCAUUUCAAAAAGGAGAGAGAAGCUAUAGCCUCCCUAAACGAUGAAGAACGACCGGGAGACCUAGGAGCCUGGAACCGGCCACCGGAAGAGGACGAAGAGAUAAGACAGAGUGCUGAGAUCUGUGGUCUUCUACAUGAAGAAAACGGGACUCAGCCAGUCCUUCUAGCCAGUCUUGGGUAG